GAAUUGAACCCACAACCUAGGUAUGUGCCCUGACCAGGAAUCGAACCCGAGACCUUCUGGUGCACGGGACGACGCUCCAACCAACUGAGCCACACCGGCCAGGGCUCAAAGAGCCAUCUUUUGCAGGACUUUUAAGGAGUCCAAAGUGAACUAGACUUAAAGGGUUUUCCCUAACAUCUGAUCGUGUGGAAUCUUCUAGAGAGAAACCUUUCUCUAGGAAUUCUUCAUAUUCUCUCUGGACUGCCGGCCGACGCUCUAACCCUGAGCCAAACCGGCCGGGCUCUUCAUACUCUCUAAGCUGGUACCGACCUGCUUGUGUAGAGUAGCUUAGCAAUGAAAGGUGUGCAACAGAGGAACAUGGCUCAAGAAACUAAUCACAGCCAAGUGCCUAUGCUGUGUUCCACUGGCUGCGGAUUCUAUGGGAACCCUCGCACGAAUGGCAUGUGCUCGGUGUGCUAUAAAGAACACCUUCAACGGCAGAACAGCAGCAGUGGCAGAAUAAGCCCACCUGAUAAGGUGCUGAACUGCCCAGAGUGCACAGUCACUAAUGUGAAAUGUGGUGCCGUUACAGCGACUUCCGUCAGUAGUCUGUCCGACUCUUUACCAGUUCAGUGCACAGAGGGCAGCGUCCCAGAGGCUCCGUCAGCACUGGACUCCACAUCCUCGUCUCUGCAGCCAAGUCCUGUUUCAAAUCAGUCACUUUUAUCAGAAUCUGUAGCACCCUCCCAAGUGGACAGUACACCUGUGGACAAAGCAACACCUGAAACAGAAGACCUGCAAGCUUCAGUGUCCGGUACCGCACAGCAGCCAUCUGAAGAGCAAAGCAAGUCUCCUGAAAAACCAAAACAGAAAAAGAACCGCUGUUUCAUGUGCAGGAAGAAAGUGGGACUUACUGGGUUUGAAUGCCGGUGUGGAAAUGUUUACUGUGGUGUACACCGUUACUCAGAUGUACACAAUUGCUCUUACAAUUACAAAGCUGAUGCUGCUGAGAAAAUCAGAAAAGAAAAUCCAGUAGUUGUUGGCGAAAAGAUCCAGAAGAUUUGAACUCCUGCUGGAAUACAAAAUCCUUGACCACCUGCAAACUAAACAUUGACUUGAGGUUUUUUUCCUAGUCAUUGGGAAUGUAGAGCAUUGUAUCUCGCAUAGACCUUUUGAUCAUGCAUGUCAUCAGAAGAAUAGAUUUUGUUUUUGUUUUGAAAAUGACUCUGAACAUUUAUUUCCAUUGCAGUUUCUGUGGCUGAAAAGACUUAAGUAAACUUGACAAGUAUUAUCCUUCUAAGAUCAUUUUUAAUUUUAGUUGAGUGCAGAGAGCUUUUAUAACAAACGUGGAGAAAUUUUGGAGGGCUGUGAUUUUUUUUUUCCCCAGUAUUAAACAUGCAUGCGUUAAUCUUGCGGUUUAUUUUCUCAUUGUGUAUGUAUAUAUAGCUUUUCUCUGCAGCACGAUUUCUCUUUUGAUAAUGCCCACUAGGGCACAGCUUGUUAUCAGUAACUGAAUGUAUCUUAAUCAUUAUGGCUGCUUCUGUUUUUUCAUUAACAAAGGUUAUACAUAUGUUAGCAUAUAGUUUCUUUGCACCCACUAUUUAUGUCUGAAUCAUUUGUCACAGGAGAGAGUGUGCUGAUGAGAUUCUAAGUUUGCGUGUUUUAAAUUUUUUUUUUUUUUUUUUUUUUUUGAGCGAGGGAAGGAAAAACUGUAUGCAUUUCAUUGGUGACUGCAGGUUUCUUUCAGAUUACGUUCAUCCGUCUGUGUGUACACAAUAUGAAGAAUGAUCUGAAGUAAUUGUGCUGUAUUUAUGUUUAUCCACAAGUCUUUGAUUAAAUAAAAAGGAAAACCCUAACGUUCCCGUGU
Messenger RNA from Molossus molossus (Pallas's mastiff bat), 1846 nucleotides. It is a transcript of the gene ZFAND6, whose product is annotated as zinc finger AN1-type containing 6. Gene Ontology annotation, biological process: protein targeting to peroxisome. The record is from RefSeq and is a predicted model, not a curated record. The transcript is spliced from 7 exons. Gene Ontology annotation, molecular function: DNA binding; zinc ion binding; polyubiquitin modification-dependent protein binding. The coding region runs from base 334 to 1044 and encodes 236 amino acids. Lineage: Eukaryota; Metazoa; Chordata; Mammalia; Chiroptera; Molossidae.